Messenger RNA from Austrofundulus limnaeus, 3438 nucleotides. It is a transcript of the gene tmem51a, whose product is annotated as transmembrane protein 51a. The coding region runs from base 268 to 1119 and encodes 283 amino acids. The record is from RefSeq and is a predicted model, not a curated record. NCBI's taxonomy places the organism in Eukaryota, Metazoa, Chordata, Actinopteri, Cyprinodontiformes, Rivulidae. The transcript has 3 exons.
CGGCCGAAGACCCCUCCUUCCUGAUUCCUCUCGAUCUUCUUGUCUGACCGGGGCCCAGCCUUCUUAAAGGAAAGUUCCUGAUUCUCAGAUGAAUUUUGCCAUCAAAUAAAAAAAAAACCUCUGAAAUUUCCGCCGUCGUGGGAAGAGUUUGCCCCUGAACGCCUCACCGGCUUUUAGCUGGGAGAAAUCAAGAAGAAGCGGAAGCGGAUGAUGCGGAGCUUUUAACCUCACUGGAUUGGGUCUGACUGAGACUUUGAGGUUGGCAAGAUGCGUUCUAGUGUAGAUGGACCRCCAUGCUCACCGGGGAGUGAAGUGAUUAAUAAUAACGGCAACAACAACAGCAACAACAACAGCAAUGGCAUCAACAACCACCGCAGGACCAACAGCGAAAACAAUGGAAACUCAGGUUCCCAGUAUGCAUUGUGUGCCCUGGGAGUUGGUCUUAUCGCUCUCGGUGUUGUGAUGAUCGUGUGGAGCGUGGUGCCUACAGAUGGAUCUUCGACUAACAGCAGCAGUUCAGGGGGAAACAACGCCAUUGAUACCAGGAAAAAUAAAGCAUCUUCUGUGGCGUUCGUGUUGGCGGGCUCUGGCGUGGCCAUGCUGUUGCUGUCCUUGUGUUUGGGAAUGAGGAACAAGCAGCGGGAGCAGCUGAGAAUCCGGGAGACCCAGAACCAGAGAGAAGCAGCAGCAAGGGAACAGAGCGAGAGAGAAACUGCUGAGGAGCAAGCCCAACGUUACGCUGUCCCCACCUAUGAAGAGGCAGUAUGCAGUGGCCAGUACCCUGUCCGUCAGAGCAACCUUCGCCCAAGCAUCUCCCAGCUGCCAUCUUAUGACGAGCUGGUCCAAGUCGAUGGCAUACAGUACGAGAACGAAGAGUCGGAGGUCACGACUACCGUGUCGCCACCUGACCAGUCUUCAAACGCUCCUGCCGCUGCUGUUUCCACAACGAACCAUAGACCUGGGAAAAACAGCCUCAGUCUUCUCCCCAUCAAAAUCCGGAGGAUUAAGUCAGAGAAACUGCCCAUGAAAACAACUGGCACCUCUCAGCCAGCACCUGGAAUCAGUAUUGAACCUCUUACCCCACCGCCACAGUAUGAGGAUAAAGUGCCUCCACUUUAAUACCUACAGUACCUGAUGUUUCAACAGUUUCAACAUAACUGAGUGAACUUUCUGGACUUACCAUCUUUUGUAGACCUGGAUUUGCCUUGUCAAGCCAAGAACUGAUGAACUGAAAAUGUUCUAUCGUGUUGUGCUAUGGACCCUGUUUUCUGUUCAAAUGUGUCAUCGUAUCUCAUGUUUGAACAGAAGAAGAUUUUUUUUAUUGUAGGUCUCAUUAGAUCAUGGCAAUGGAGGUGAACAAUAAUAUGAUCACUCCUAYUUCAUAAUAUGACAGAUUUUUGUUACACCAUGACAUAUUGGACUAUUUGGAUGCCUUUUUGUCUUUUAGGUUUCUCCUAAUGUGCUACUUUAUUAAACCUAUCUCCAUUGCACACUUGUUGUAUGAGUUGCUUGUAGGCAGAGGAGAUGAGGAGACUAUAAUGAAGGGUUGCACUGAGGAUCUGUGUAGAAAUGGUCAUGUAUGCUUGCUUGAUGUGAUGGCUGCCAUUUGCACACUGUAGGCCUAUUUUUGCUGCCAGCGGCUAACCAAACCGGCUGAGUAUUGUUUUUACUGUGGUGUUAUGCUACCUGGAAAUCUUCCUGAUUGUCCAAAAUAUAGUUUCUUCUAUUUUUACAUCCGACUUUAGAAAAACGAACAAAAAACGAAACAAAACCCUUUUACUUCAAGAUAAUUCCAGCUGAGGCUAGUAGUGCAAAAUCAGGCUCAGAAAAUGUGGCAUUGUGAGCAUUUAAACAGUGCAGUCAGAAUUAAUUUUUCCAUUAACUCAAAUAGUUAAUUAGGCCAAAAAAACGUAUCUUUACAUUUUUUUUAAAGCUUAAUGAACCAGUUUUGACUAUCAACGUUUAAACAGAAAACAAAAAAGCUUUCUCUAAUGCUAGCCAGUUGGCAAACAGCAGCCAAGCUACAGCUAACUGCUACUGAACUAAAUGUACAUGGAUUAAGAAUUUUUUUCUUUUGUUUUUUUUUCUUUUGCUUACACUUUUUGUUUUUUGUUUACUUAAGUAUCAUGUUGGUUUACAUGUUUAAUUAUAAGAUACAAAAAAUGCAAAUAAAACACACGUCAAUUUGUUAUGGUACUACUUUAAUAUUGCUGGUUAAAGACUGAAAAUGGAAGGGGCAUUGUAUUAUGUGUAGUGCAAUAAUAGUAUAUUUUAAAGUUGUGAUUGGUAACCAGUCACGAGACUGUUUAAGGAAGGAAUAGUUUUCCAGGAAACUUCAAGAGGAGUGUUUUUGAUAAAGAUUUUAAUUACCAAUGUCUGACUUUGAAUGCAACAUUACAUGCCCUUCAGUUAGUUAUUUACACUAAACCAUUGCAAAGUGCAUUUUUUUUUCCUGUAAAAGUGCUUCCCAGAUAUUUUUAGGACAUUUUGUAACUAAUAAUUAUAUAUAUAUUUUUUAACAGAGCGUCGUUUCAGUCUUCUUUCUGCUACAAACGACCGACAGAAGAAUGUAUGUUUUUGGGGGACUUGGUGAAUAGUUKAAAGCUUUGACUCAGUAGUCAUGGUGAGUUGUGAAUGCAGUAAUGUAGUCUCAGCUUCUUGGGGGAUGUUAUUUUUUUAUUUUGGAUGAGCAGAAAACAGACUCUUGAGUGUGCAGCUGCACCGUAAUAACAACAGCUGCCCAUUGGUCGCCUCAUCACUCUUCCUUUAUCCACAGCUUGACGUACAGCCACAUUUUCAUUAAAAACAAGUGUUAGAAGAGCAGAGUCUUCAGGCUUUAUUCAGGGAAAUGCUUUAAGCUACAUCAGUAUACUUUUUUAUCACUACCUGGGACCCUUAAUUUCUUUUUUUAUACAUGAACAACUGAAGUCAGAUUGGCCUUAUCAGUCACUCAGUGUAAAUGUGUUCAUCUUGUAAAACUGCACAGCUAAAACCUUAAAUUGAUUUUGUAUAACAAGUGCCUUCCACUAGUGUCAUUAUUUAGUUCAGCUUUGAGUUUUGCAUCAAGUUAAUAUUAAAAACAGCAGCAUCUCCUCACUACUGGAUUGUCACUGGAAUUUGGCUACAUUUCACAAACUUGUCAGCAGAUUUAUUUACUACUAAUUUCAAAUAAUUAAAUUUGUUUAUUUUCUUACAAUGAUGUCAAAACGUUUUACAUUUUUGUUUUUUGUAUUUAGAUGUAACUUAAAAAAACUUUUGUCAUGUAUGACUGCCUUUUUAUUACUCUAAUCUGUCGUUUUAUAUGUACUGUGAACACGUGUUUUUCUAUGACCAUUUCUAUUGGUGUUAUUACAAAUGUAGUUUAGUUUUUUUUGUAGAAGUUUUAAAAAGUCAUUUAUCUCAAAUAUUUAUAAGAAAUAAAAGUGAGCAUUUGUUAAA